Molecule: messenger RNA, 1510 nt
Organism: Chilo suppressalis (striped riceborer)
Lineage: Eukaryota; Metazoa; Arthropoda; Insecta; Lepidoptera; Crambidae
Source: the annotation of a GenBank genome assembly
CAGUCUCGCGGUCGUCGCCACUCCGCGCGCACGUCCGCGCGCCCUGACCGUACACGAUCAGCUGAUCGGCGCUCGCCCCGCGGCGCACAUGCCGUGAGGCCGCGCCCGCCACCAUGACGGGCUACGCCCGCGGCGAGGCCGACUUCGCCGCCGCCGACCGCUUCCGACGGGACGCGCGGCCCGCCUCGCUCGCCCCCAAGGACUACUCGGUGCCUUUACACGUAGACUGCAGUAUCGAAUACGAGCUUCCCGACUGUGCCAAGCCGCCGCAGGGCGUCAAGAUCGAGCCGCUGCUCAUGAUCCACCCGUCGCACUUCCGGAGGCUCGAGAGCCUGCGGCGGGUCCCGUUCGUGAACAACCUGCCGCGAGGAGACGCCGCCGCGGCGGCCGCGGUGACGCCGACCAGCCGCGCGCGCGCCCCUCGCCAGCCCCGGCGCUGCUGCCGCGCCGCCCCGGCGCCGCCCGCGCCGCCGCCGCAGCCGCAGCCGGCGCAGGCGCAGCGCCAGCGCCUGCCCGAGGAGCCGGCGCGCCAGCUGGCGUGCUACCGGUUCUCGUCGUUCGCGCCGGAGGCGGCGCUGGCGGCGGGCGGCGGCAAGGUGUCCCGCGCGGCGGUGCGCCUCAAGCAGCACCCGUACCUGCCCGCGGAGGCGCUGGACUGUGAUAUCGCGCGAGCGCUGCCGCCCGCCGCGCCCUACGACCGCUUCGACAAGCGGGCGCUGCAGCAGCUGCCGAUCUACAUGUAGCCGAGCGGCGGCGCCGGGACGGCCCCGGUCUCUGUGAUGUUUCGUUGUAAUUAGUUAGAGUGAUAAGUGCCGGUGCGGCGCCGCCGACGCCCGCCCCGCGUCGCGUCCGCUCGGCGCACCCGGCGCCGCCGCGUCCGCGAUGAACCCGAUACCAAAUAGUACCUAUGUGCGUUGAUAUUGUUUGAACGUUGAUUUAUGUGUUGUUGUACCGGACGAUUGUGAUGUGUCGUUCGCCGAGGACCCGGACCGUUCGCGUUAUCGUUUUCCGGCACCGGCGAACCCCGGAUCGCCGGACCGCGGGACCCUAGUGCAUACCCACCAACGAAAAUAUUUAUUCGCAAACGCAGUAACCGACGCUUCGCGAUUGAAUUAUUGUACCGUCGCCGAUUCGUUGCGUAUUUCUGUAUAAGAUAUCAUAUCGAUAAAUAUAUGUUCAAAAAUUGUAUUAUAAUUAAUAUGUACCUAUAGAGUAAAAAAAAUGAAAGUGAGAAAAAUAUUACGAAUAAUACUAGAAAUAGUUAUGUUUUCGACUAGGUGAUGAGUUCUAGAGCAGUCCCGAGCGGUAAACUAGAAACGUAUCUCUACUCUCAUUUUGUAAGCGGUUAUGUUUGUUAAAAUUAUAUAUAUAAAGAGUCCUCUGAUGAAUAGUCUGAUUAACGAAUAUUCGGCAUGUAAAAGUCUUUAUAAAACGCUUACUUAGCAUAUCAUAGUAUUAUAUUGUGUCAUAGUCCAAUGCCAAAAAUAUAACUAUCUUUUUACAAAAAUCC